This is a messenger RNA of Condylura cristata (star-nosed mole), 6077 nucleotides long. It is a transcript of the gene CBLB, whose product is annotated as Cbl proto-oncogene B, E3 ubiquitin protein ligase. Gene Ontology annotation, molecular function: SH3 domain binding; calcium ion binding; phosphotyrosine residue binding. Gene Ontology annotation, cellular component: membrane raft; plasma membrane. Bases 66 to 3008 code for a protein of 980 amino acids. Gene Ontology annotation, biological process: cell surface receptor signaling pathway; negative regulation of epidermal growth factor-activated receptor activity. The record is from RefSeq and is a predicted model, not a curated record. The transcript is spliced from 19 exons. Lineage: Eukaryota; Metazoa; Chordata; Mammalia; Eulipotyphla; Talpidae.
CCUCCCCGAGAGUCGGGCGGGAGGGGAGAGCGGGUGUGGAUUAUCUUGACGAACUAAGAUUCCAGAUGGCAAACUCUAUGAAUGGCAGAAAUCCUGGUGGUCGAGGAGGAAACCCCCGAAAAGGGCGAAUUUUGGGUAUUAUUGAUGCUAUUCAGGAUGCAGUUGGACCCCCUAAGCAAGCAGCAGCAGAUCGCAGGACUGUAGAGAAAACUUGGAAACUCAUGGACAAAGUGGUCAGACUGUGCCAAAAUCCAAAACUUCAGUUGAAAAAUAGCCCACCAUAUAUACUUGAUAUUUUACCUGACACAUAUCAGCACUUGCGACUUAUUUUGAGUAAAUAUGAUGACAACCAGAAACUUGCCCAACUCAGUGAAAAUGAGUAUUUUAAAAUCUACAUCGAUAGUUUAAUGAAAAAGUCAAAGCGGGCAAUAAGACUGUUUAAAGAAGGCAAGGAGAGGAUGUAUGAAGAGCAGUCCCAGGACAGACGAAAUCUCACAAAACUGUCUCUUAUCUUCAGUCACAUGCUGGCAGAAAUCAAAGCAAUCUUUCCAAACGGUCAGUUCCAGGGAGAUAACUUUCGAAUCACAAAAGCAGAUGCUGCUGAAUUCUGGAGAAAAUUUUUUGGAGACAAAACUAUCGUACCAUGGAAAGUGUUUAGACAGUGCCUUCAUGAAGUCCAUCAAAUCAGCUCCGGCCUGGAAGCAAUGGCUCUAAAAUCAACAAUUGAUUUAACUUGUAAUGAUUACAUUUCAGUUUUUGAAUUUGAUAUCUUUACCAGGCUGUUUCAGCCUUGGGGCUCUAUUUUACGGAAUUGGAAUUUCUUAGCUGUAACACACCCAGGUUACAUGGCCUUUCUCACAUAUGAUGAAGUUAAAGCACGACUACAGAAAUACAGCACCAAACCUGGAAGCUACAUUUUCCGGUUGAGCUGCACUAGACUGGGGCAGUGGGCCAUCGGCUACGUGACAGGGGAUGGCAAUAUCCUGCAGACCAUACCACAUAAUAAGCCCUUAUUCCAAGCCCUGAUUGAUGGGAGCAGGGAAGGAUUCUAUCUUUAUCCUGAUGGGAGGAGUUAUAAUCCUGAUCUGACAGGAUUAUGUGAACCUACACCCCAUGAUCACAUAAAAGUUACACAGGAACAGUAUGAACUGUAUUGUGAGAUGGGCUCCACAUUUCAGCUCUGCAAAAUUUGUGCUGAGAACGACAAAGAUGUCAAGAUUGAGCCUUGUGGGCAUUUGAUGUGCACCUCUUGCCUUACAGCUUGGCAGGAAUCAGAUGGCCAGGGCUGCCCCUUCUGUCGCUGUGAAAUUAAAGGAACAGAGCCCAUAAUUGUGGACCCCUUUGAUCCGAGAGAUGAAGGCUCCAGGUGCUGCAGCAUCAUAGACCCCUUUGGGAUACCCAUGCUGGACUUGGACGACGACGACGACCGAGAGGAGUCCUUGAUGAUGAAUCGGUUGGCAAAUGUUCGAAAGUGCACUGAUAGGCAGAAUUCUCCAGUCACAUCUCCAGGAUCCUCUCCCCUUGCACAAAGAAGAAAGCCUCAUCCAGAUCCUCUCCAGAUCCCACAUCUCAGCCUGCCGCCGGUGCCUCCUCGCCUGGACCUCAUCCAGAAAGGCAUAGUUCGGUCCCCCUGUGGCAGCCCAACUGGAUCACCAAAGUCUUCUCCUUGCAUGGUGAGAAAACAAGAUAAACCACUCCCACCGCCUCCCUUACGAGAUCCUCCUCCCCCUCCACCUGAAAGACCACCUCCCAUACCACCUGACAAUAGACUGAGUCGUCACUUCCAUCCUGUGGAAAGUGUGCCUUCCAGAGACCAGCCAAUGCCUCUUGAAGCCUGGUGCCCUCGGGAUGUGUUUGGGACUAGCCCCUCAGUGGGGUGUAGACUCCUAGGGGAAGGCUCUCCAAAACCUGGACUCACAGCAAGUUCAAAUGUAAAUGGGAGACAUAGUAGAAUGAGCUCUGACCCAGUGCUUACGAGGAAACACAGAUGCCAUGACUUGCCUUUAGAAGGAGCCAAGGUCUUCUCCAAUGGUCACCUGGGAAGUGAAGAAUAUGAUGUUCCUCCCCGACUGUCUCCCCCUCCUCCAGCCGCUACCCUUCUCCCUAGCAUCAAGUGUACUGGUCCAUUAGCAAAUUCCCUUUCAGAAAAAAACAGAGACCCGCUAGAAGAGGAAGAUGAAUACAAGAUUCCUUCAUCCCAUCCUGUUUCCUUGAAUUCACAACCAUCUCAUUGUCAUAAUGUAAAGCCUCCUCCUAGGUCUUGUGAUAAUGGUCAUUGUAUAUUAAAUGGAACCUAUGGUACAUCUUCAGAGAUGAAGAAAUCGAACAUCCCUGACUUAGGCAUAUACUUAAAGGGAGAUGUUUUUGAGUCAGCCUCUGAUCCAGUGCCACUACCACCUGCCAGGCCUCCAACUCGCGACAACCCAAAGCAUGGUUCUUCACUCAACAGGACGCCCUCUGAUUAUGAUCUUCUCAUCCCUCCAUUAGGCGAAGAUGCGUUUGAUGCCCUUCCACCUUCCCUCCCACCGCCUCCCCCUCCUGCAAGGCACAGUCUCACUGAGCAUUCAAAACCUCCUGGCUCCAGCAGCCGACCAUCCUCAGGACAGGACCUCUUCCUUCUUCCUUCAGAUCCCUUUUUUGACCCAGCAAGUGGCCAAGUUCCUUUGCCUCCUGCCAGGAGAUUACCAGGUGAAAAUGUCAAAGCCAACAGAACAUCACAGGACUAUGAUCAGCUUCCUUCCUCUUCAGAUGGUUCUCAAGCACCAGCCAGACCUCCUAAGCCACGACCCCGCAGGACUGCACCAGAAAUUCACCACAGGAAACCCCAUGGGCCUGAAGCAGCGUUGGAAAACGUCGAUGCAAAAAUUGCAAAACUCAUGGGAGAGGGUUAUGCCUUUGAAGAAGUGAAGAGAGCCUUAGAGAUAGCCCAGAAUAAUGUUGAAGUGGCCCGUAGCAUCCUCCGGGAAUUUGCCUUCCCCCCACCAGUCUCCCCACGUCUAAAUCUAUAGCAGCCAGGACAAUUAAACAAACAAACAAACAAACCACAAGAUGUAAAAUUGGUGAAUAUUCUAGCAGUGUGGAGAGAAGAGAUGUGAAAUGGAAUUCAGGAGAGAAAGUGUCUCCUCGUCAUGUGGCACCCAGAGGACAGAGAGGCUUAGAAGUGCUGCUUCUCAGAAGACAGCUGCUUGCUCAGGAAGUCAGCGCUGGGCUCUCUUAUUUUUGCUAGCCAUACUUUUAAAUCAGGGUUGAACUGACAAAAAUAAUUUAAAGACGUUUACUUCCCUUGAACUUUGAAUCUGUGAAAUGCUUUUCCUUGUUUACACGUUGGCGAAGUUCUUGUUUUGAGUUUGUUUUCAUCCCUGUACUGUGUUCUUGGGCCCUUUGUAAAGUGGUCAGGUCUGCUGUAACACCCCCCACCAGCUUCCUGCUUUCACCACAACCAAGUCAUGUAUUCAUUUUGAUUGCUCCCUUUAGAUCCGCCUUCUCACACCUCCCAGGUCAAGUUCCAUUUCUCCCAAUUAUAAGAUGCUUUAAAGGUUCUGAUUUUCAUAGUAUCAAACUAAUGCAAAAAAAAAAAAAAAGUGUGGCCUUCACUACUGAAUCUUCUCUUUGGACACCAUCACUGUUGCGAGAUGGGGAAAAUCUGAAUGUAUAAAGCAUUUUUUGGUCAAUGAACUGCCUUUUUUAACACGGGGUUUUCAUAAACUAUAGAGGCACUUCCAUAUUUUGUAUGUUUUGUGAUCCGUCAGUCUUCCAUAUUCUCAUCUUUGUUAUCCCAAGGGUGUCAUAACUCUGUAAAAACCUCUAAUACUAGCAAGCAACUACUGCAGAUGUGGGAGAAGUAUACUUGUUCACAACAAUACUGUGUUAAAGUUACAUGAUGAGGUCCCUGAUACUUAGGUCUGGUUACUUAUGUAUAAAGGGGCCAUCUCCCUGAAAUAUAGUAAUCAUUUUGAAAGUUAUGGUCAGACCUUGCCCAAAGUAGAAUGGAAAUCACUUCCUGUUGGAGUGAUUACACUCUAGUACCUAGCAGGUUUAGGAAUAAUCCCACAUUGUGGUGAAGACAUCCAAUCUUUGAUGCACUGCUAAGUGCCAAUGCUACUGUCACAUUUUUUUUUUUGGCAAAUAUCUUUUUCUAAUCAAAUUAGAGUUCAUAUAUUUAAUUUGUAGAUUAUCUCAUUCACUGCCCCCAUUGCUCCAUCCAGUCAGGUAAAAAAAAAAAAAAGAAAAGAAAAAAAUUUGCCUUUUAUUGAGUAUCUAUGAUAUGCUCAGCGCUAUUUUUAAAGCACAAACUGUUGCAAGCUAAUUCCAACCAUAUUUUAUUUGUUACCUGUACCUUUGAUAAGUCUCUCUGGUGGACAAAACUUGGAAGGUUUCCACCAGAGCUUCAGAAUUUUCAGGCAAAUUGCUUUUUUUUCUUUACCUGAGAAGUUAGCAGGGAAAUGAGAAAAAAACCAGGUGCAUGUGAAAUGAUUGAACCACAGGUUUUCUAAAAAGAUGCAUCUAACAGUAAGCCUCUUCAGAAAUUGAAAGGACAUCAGUGAACAUCUAGCAGAUGCAGUGGAGGUAAAUGAAACGUGUGGCCAGCCUGGGGUGAGAAGCCAGUGCAUUCCUAUGCACAGCGACUUGUGCCUUUCCCGACAGUCUGACCGUGGAGACAUGGCGGACUGGAGGCGUCACAGGGCUGGGUAGUGUGUGCUCCUGAUUUGAUUUCAGGUGAUUCUGACUAGUUACUGUCCCUAAGUGGGAAUUUUUAAUGUGUCUUAGAUGUUACUCCUGUGAGUAGGUGUAAGUACAAUUUUUUACACUUUUAACAAUUAACAUUGGCUCUUUUCUCCAUUGCUUUAUCAACUAUAUUAUGGCAUCGUGAUUUUCCUUCCACUUGUUUCAUCAGUUUCUGAUGUCAUGGUAGCACUGUAUAUUUUCUUUAUGACUCACUGAUCAUAACAUACUGUCUAAAAGCCAAAAGUUGCCCCUUCAUUGUGGCAAUAGUGUCCUAGUAUUCUUAUUAAUGUAAAAAAACAUAGUCCAUUCUGACGUUUUUCAAGUGUGAGAAACUCCUGAGAGAGAAGACUGGUAAUGGCAUAGUGCAUUCAUUUCCUUAAAGUAUUUGCAAAAAGAGGAACUUACUAGUCUGUACCUUGUACUCAAAUCUUUUUGUCCUAAAAUGAAUCUUAAAACUGUACAAAAGUAAUGGAAAGAGGAAACUUUCUAUCAAACACGAAAAAGCAUUGCUACCUAUUACCUAUAACAACCAACAAAAGAAACUGAGGAAAUAAAGUACAUUUCAAUUCUAAAAAUGAUUAUCCAUUACUGAUUGGAAAUGACCCCAGCUCAGUUCCACUAUGAUUCAAAUAGUCAGGCACUCCUCCCAUUUCUCUUGAGUUGGUAAUACGCUGUUUUUAUUUUAAACAAUAUGACUUAUAGUUGAAUCCAACAUUCAACCUACUUGCCCCAACCCCCAACAUUUUCUGAGGGUAGAAGUUAUCCUCAGUGAUAGCCCAGUAAAUUCAUCUCCUAACGGUUCUCACCCUGCCUUGCCCUACCCUAAUGUCUGUACUAUCGUGGCCAAGUGUUUAGAGUUGAUCAGAGCAAUGCUUAUGGUUAACUUGAACUUCUCCCCAAAAGGAAUACCUUUAUAUCCCUCCCUAGCCACUUCCUGUCCACGUGGAAAAUAGUCUUAAUAAACCCUAAUUACAACUUCAAAGAGCCCAUUUUUGACUCAAUAUUUCAUAUACAAGAACACUUACAAAUAAUUCAUAAUGUGAAUUUUUUAUAUUUUAGUUCCAUAAGCAUUUCCUACGCGUUGGACAUUUUUUCUUUCAGAAUUUCAACUUGAAGCUUAAUUUGCACUGAAUUAUCUAACCUGGUUACAAUUUUAUUUUCUCUUAAGCGGACAGAUUUUGAAGCAAAUUACAAUAUUUUCAACAAUACAGGUAUUGCCUGUUGACCUGGAAUUUUAGUGCUUCUAGGAUAAGUUUCCAGAAAAAGACAGCAACAGAGUGAAGGGUUGUCUUCCCAGUUCUGUUUUUUUUUUUUUUUUUUAAAGACCUUUUUAAACUUGUCUAAUGUGGCAA